UGGCGCGGUGCAGGGCUCUUAGGAACGAACGGCUUGGGCGCGGGUAAUCAGCUCCCUUUCCCCUUUUCUCUACCUCUUCUAGGUUCUUGGGAGUACGGCGGAGCUUCCGGACCUGAUGCGGGCGCCCGGUCGUGGACUGUCCCACCCUGUUCCUCUACUGCUCGGGGUGCUCCGCGCCCAGACUGGUAUCCGGGGACUGUGACUUGCAGGGUCCACCAUGGAACCAGAGCAGAUGCUGGAGGGACAGACGCAGGUUGCAGAAAAUCCCCACUCUGAGUACGGUCUCACAGACAACGUCGAGAGGAUAGUAGAAAAUGAGAAAAUUAAUGCAGAAAAGUCAUCAAAACAGAAAGUGGAUCUCCAGUCUUUGCCAACUCGUGCCUAUCUGGAUCAGACAGUUGUGCCUAUCUUAUUACAAGGACUUGCUGUGCUUGCAAAGGAAAGACCACCAAAUCCCAUUGAAUUUCUAGCAUCCUAUCUUUUAAAAAACAAGGCACAGUUUGAAGAUCGAAACUGACUUAUUGGGAAGAACAGAAAAAUUUGGUUUCCACUGUAGAUUUACGUGAUUAAGAGGCAACUUUAAUUGCCAUGAUUUUCCCCCCCAUUUUGGAAGUAUAAGAAUCAUCAGGACAGCAGAACUUAUUUUGGAGUUGCAGAAGAAGACAUAUCUCCCUUAUUGAUUUAAUCACAUACUUAUUUAAUGAGUGUAUUCUGUGCAAUUUUUUCUCAGAUUGUCUUUAACUUUGUUUUUAAAAUGACCUUCAAAAUAAACUGUUAAAACAUCAUU
Molecule: messenger RNA, 787 nt
Organism: Lipotes vexillifer (Yangtze River dolphin)
Lineage: Eukaryota; Metazoa; Chordata; Mammalia; Artiodactyla; Lipotidae
Gene: DPY30
Product: dpy-30 histone methyltransferase complex regulatory subunit
Exons: 5
Coding region: 218-517 (99 amino acids)
Cellular component (GO): Set1C/COMPASS complex
Source: RefSeq, a predicted model, not a curated record